AUGGACCCCUCUGACCCCUCUCGUGAUUCCGCCCAUCGCAUCACCUCCCGCCUCGCCCUCGUCCAGCAACAGCUGCUAUCCUCACCCUCCCAGGCCCGCGCCCACGCCUCCCCGCGCCAACCACCCAGCAUGGCCCGCGAUCCCAUUACUUGCCACUGCCUCAACACGCUGACCGGCACACCCGCCGCCAACCUGCCCGUCACGUUGACGCUGCUAUCCGCGCCCGCCUCGCCGUCCAGCCCCGUUACCUUCCGCGCCACGACCAACGCCGACGGCCGCGUCGCAACGUGGACGCCCGUGGGCGCGUCCUCGGUCCCCGAGGUCCUGUCCGCGCUGCCUACAGCGGAGAGCAAAACCAAUUGGGCGGUGCGCUUUGAGGUCGGACCCUGGUAUGAAGCCCAGGGCAUUGAGAGCUUCUGGCCGGAGGUCGAGGUCAAGUUCACGGUGAAGGGCCGCGGCCGUGACGGAGAGGAGGGCUGGCGCCAUUACCAUGUGCCUGUGCUCUUGGGUCCCUGGAACUACUCGACUUAUCGCGGGUCUUGA
Penicillium canariense is the source of this 543-nucleotide messenger RNA. Its product is annotated as hydroxyisourate hydrolase. The transcript has a single exon. The record is from RefSeq and is a predicted model, not a curated record. Gene Ontology annotation, biological process: purine nucleobase metabolic process. Bases 1 to 543 code for a protein of 180 amino acids. Gene Ontology annotation, molecular function: hydroxyisourate hydrolase activity. NCBI's taxonomy places the organism in Eukaryota, Fungi, Ascomycota, Eurotiomycetes, Eurotiales, Aspergillaceae.